This is a messenger RNA of Peromyscus eremicus (cactus mouse), 1203 nucleotides long. Its product is annotated as cytochrome b5 domain-containing protein 1. The transcript is spliced from 4 exons. The record is from RefSeq and is a predicted model, not a curated record. The coding region runs from base 426 to 1169 and encodes 247 amino acids. NCBI's taxonomy places the organism in Eukaryota, Metazoa, Chordata, Mammalia, Rodentia, Cricetidae.
GUCUUCGGUUCCGCCACUCCAGAGAUCUCGCGAGAUUUUAUUUCAGCCCAGGCUCAUAGAUGCCUACUGUUAUAAGAAUAUCGCGAGAACUUUACCUGAAAUUUCUUACACACCCUUUAGAAAUGCCUGAAAUUUGAAAUUUUUCCUAUUCUGGUCUCCCCACCGUCUUUUUCUGUUACUCCUAAAUAACUCAUGUAGUCUAGACUCCGUUAUCAACCGGAUCGCUUUCAUCUUCUCUAAGAACCAAUUCAACAACAUGCGCGGUGCCGGAAUCAAGAAUGUGCUUCCGGUGAGCACGCGCAGCUCAAGUCCCGCCCUGCUUACGCAGAGUUUAACUCCGGCGGACGGUGGCCGGAGAAGGACAAUGGUUUCCAUGUUAGCGACAAACGCACUCUGGGUAGCUCUGGAACCUGGUAGUAGUAAGAAUGCCGAGGAGCGAGAAAGUAGCCAAGGGAGCCGGGGCGCCUUAUAGAACAGCAGCCAUGCCGCGCCGGGGCCUAGUGGCGGGGCCAGACUUUGACUAUUUUCGCCGUCGGUAUUUCACGCCGUCAGAAGUAGCGGAACACAACCAGCCCGAAGACCUUUGGGUAUCUUACCUGGGCUAUGUGUACAAUCUGACGCCCCUUGUCCAAGCGUUUAAAGGGGACCUACUGCUGAAGCCCAUCCUGGAAGUUGCAGGCCAGGACAUUAGCCACUGGUUUGAUCCAAAGACUAGAGAUAUUCGCAAGCACAUAGAUCCAAUGACUGGUUGCUUGAGAUACCGCACCCCGCGGGGCCGCUUCGUGCACGUCCCACCUCCUCUGCCUCGUUCAGACUGGGCCAAUGACUUCGGGAAGCCCUGGUGGAAGGGGUCGACUUACCAGGUGGGGCGGCUGUCUGCCAAGACCCGGAAUAUCCGGAUUAUUAACACUCUUACGUCGCAGGAGCACACACUGCAGGUGGGGGCUCUGGAAUCAAUGUGGGAAAUCCUACACCGCUAUCUCCCGUAUAAUGCACAUGCUGCCAGCUACACGUGGAAAUAUGAUGGGAAGAAUCUGAACAUGGAUCAUACCCUGGAAGAAAACGGGAUCCGGGAUGAAGAAGAAGAGUUUGACGCUCUUAAUAUGGAUGCUACACUUCACACACCCGCAGUACUGCUCUACUUCAAUGAUGACCUCACAGAGUUAUAGGAAAGGAGAUGUAUGUGCAUGUGGACUCAAGUUA